This is a messenger RNA of Paramecium octaurelia, 1008 nucleotides long. The record is from the annotation of a GenBank genome assembly. NCBI's taxonomy places the organism in Eukaryota, Ciliophora, Oligohymenophorea, Peniculida, Parameciidae.
AUGAGCCAUAGAAGUCUUUCUAUUGACUAUUCUGAAAAACUGGAUACCUUUGGGGAUGGUUGUCUUCCUGAAACUUAAGCAAUGUCAUCAUUAUUUUUGAAUUACUUAAAGACUUAAUCAAUAAGCGAAUCAGAUUCUUUAAAAAAAUCUAAAGAAUAUUUGAAGAAGUUGUAGACUGCUAUCGUAAUAUUGAGUUGGUAUGAGGCGAUAGCGUUUUUUGGUUGCAUUACAACUAUGAUUAUCAGUUAUGAAUUAUAAUUAGUAUACAUUGCCAUAGGACUAUUUAUCAAAUUGUUAGCAAUCAUAAGAUUAGCUAAUUCAGCAAGAAAACAAAAAAAGUAUGUUGGAUUGAAAUCUUCAAUCACAAGAAAAGUUUUCAUACAUUUUUUAAAAUAGAAUAUUAAUUUUGAUCCUGAAAAUAGAAUUGAAAUAAGAUUAAUUGACCAAAUUAUUGCAUCUAAAUUGACUUUUUAGGUAAUUCUUAAGGAAUUUGUUAAAUUUCAUAUAAUAACUGUAAUAAUUAUUGUAUAAAUAACAAUAGUGAUCUAUGUUAUUUAUUUUUAGUUUAUUCUUUCAGAAUUUUAGGGUAACAAAUAUCUAAUUUUCUCUGAAUUUGCAUUAAUUACACUACCACUUACGUUAACAUUGAUUGCAUCGAUCUCAAUUUUGAUAUUUAUUGGAUUUAACUCGUUAAUCAACCUUAUUCAUCUGAUAAUUAGAGCAAUAAUUAAAGUAUGUGUUUUUAUUCCUCGUGUUUUGAGAUCUUUAUUCAAGAUAUUUAGAAUAAAAAAGGAGAAACAUUUUGUUUUGAUGAAAUAUAUUCACAAUUCAUUUACAUAGAAAGACAUUUGUUCUAUUUGUCUAUGUUCAAUCUAAAAUCAAGGCAUUUUGUUACCAUGCAAACACUUAUUUCACAUAAAAUGUAUUGAAAAGUGGUUUUUCGAAAAUAACUCAUGUCCGAUUUGUAGAUCAAAAAUUACUAAUUUAGACAAAAACCAAGAAGUAUGA